AGGUGUCUAAGUAGGCGGGGGACUCCGUGUGGUCCCGGGAACCGAACCCGGAGGAGAACAUGGGGGCCCAGAAUUUGAGGGGCGAGGGGAAAAAACCACGGGGCACCCCCAAACCCCUUUCUCGGGUUCGAGCUCUCUGCCAGAAGAGGCUCAGAGAGACAUUUUCCCUGGGAUCUAAGGCAUGGGGGUGGCUUGCUGGGGGUGAAGGGCUCAUUAGCCUCAAUUCUGGAAACUUUAAAAGGUGUUGGCAUAGAGAGUAGAUGGCGUGCAGGGCCAUGACCCUGUGGCCUGGCACCGGCCGUAAUGACCUCUUUACCCUGUCCCCUUCCUGGCCGCGUUGUCUUCCCGGACCUCGCCCCCGUCCCGUCGGUAGUGGCUGCCAACCCGCUUGGCCUGUCCCCCGAAACCGCAGCUUCCCCUGAUUUGUCCUACUCCCAGCCUUAUGGCCACCUCCUGUCCUAUUCCUACCGGGCAGCAACUCCAGGAGACUCCUACCUGCUCAGCCAGCAACUCUCGGAGGUGCCAUCUCAGUCCUUCCACCGGGCAGCUGAACAUCCUCAGGAACUCGAAACAGAAUCAGAGAAACCGGUGCUGUCCCCUGAGCCCUCCCAGCAGCCUCUGACUGGGAAGCUCCACAAACCUGGAACUAUCUACUCCAGCCUGCAACUGCAACACCUAAAUCAGCGUUUCCAGCACAUGCAGUACCUGGCCCUGCCCGAGAGGGCCCAGCUGGCAGUGCAGCUUGGUUGGACUCACCCAAACCCAGGUAGAGAGAUCUGGUUUCAGUACAAAUGCCCCCAAUACAAGAAGCUCCUGAAAAAGAAUUCUGGGGGUCAGGAAGAAGACUUCUCUGGGAGACACCCCUCCCUGUCUCCCUGCUCUCCAAAUCUUCUAUCCAUCUGGGAUCUACCCAAGGUGGGCACCUUGCCCACCAGUGGCUAUGACCAUGGCUUUGGAGUCUGGCAUCAGCAUCAUUCCCCAGAUAUGCUGUUCCUGCCUCAGAUGAUGUGAGUCUGGGAAAGGGCUGGUCAGGCUCCAUCCCUCCUGUCAAGCCCAGGACCAGCAUACCUGCCCCCCUUCUGGGGGGAGAGGAAACUAACUCCAGAUGGAUUUUCUCAAGACAAGAAGCAAAAGGAGGAAAAAGAACAGAGUGGAAGUCUGGUUCUCCAAGCCAGAUAGCUAAAUCAAAGGCUUUAAUCUUUGCAACUGUCCCCAGUGCUAGGACAAAGGAUUUAGAGAGAGCUUCACUGGCUAGAGUUUAAACCGCCACAGUGUUGCCACUCCUCCCCUCUUCAAAUGACUGAAGCCCCACCACAGCCUAGGAUCUAAGCCAGGAAGAAAACAAAUAUUAUUUCUAACUGGCACCUUGGACCCUACCAGCCCAUCCAUGGACAAAACCAGAAGUGGACACAGAGUCUUUGUUGGUGGCCACCAUAAAAUCCGUGCUUUUCACCUACCAGUUAUCAGUCCAUCACCUCCCUAACUGGAGGUAUGGUCCAGUGGUAGGGUAAGUGGAAGGGCCCCAGCACCAAAACAAAACAUGGAGUGUUGGACUGUGGGCAAUUUUUGCUUCUCUCGUUUAAAAGGCCCUCUACUCCCAUAUCUACUCAUUUUGAGCUGAUAAGUCCUGGGCUUAAUCCUCCAUAUAAUUCAAAGGUAUGUAUUAAGAGCAUAGGCUCCUCCAUCCUUGAAAUCUAAGAAGUCCACCUGCACAUAUUCUUGGAAGCCUAGAAUGAAAACUGGAUCAAAUAAGUUCUCUAGAUAAAAACAAGCAUUGAUGCCUCCAAAUAAUGGCGUAGGUGUGCUGGGCGGUGGUGGCGCAUGCCUUUCAUCGCUGCACUCUGGAAGCAGAGGCAGGCCGAUCUCUGUGAGUUCAAGGCCAGCCUGGUCUACAGAGCUAGUUCCAGGAUAGCCAGGGCUGUUACACAGAGAAACCCUGUCUUGAAAACCAAAAUAAUAAUAAUAAUAAUAAUAAUAAUAAUAAUAAUAAUAACAAUAAUAAUAACAAUAAUAAUAAUAAUAGGGUAGGCUUGGCAUUUCAGCUCCUCACAGUUGUCUCUGUCCAAGAAUCUGCUCCAAUUCACCAUUAUUCUGUACAGCAUCCCCCAGGCACUUGCCAUCUCUCAAACCACAAGCCUCAGAUAUUAAAAUGUAUACAAAUAUAAAACAAACAAACACCCUCAGUGUCCUGGAUGUUAUGCAUCAGUGUCUCCCGGAUUCACCCUGGCUAUUGCUAGUUGUCCACCUUUUCUCUGUCAUCAUAUACAUCCUCUCUUUGACCAGAAGUCAUAGAUACUAGAUUCUUUUUUAAUGAUU
Cricetulus griseus (Chinese hamster) is the source of this 2316-nucleotide messenger RNA. NCBI's taxonomy places the organism in Eukaryota, Metazoa, Chordata, Mammalia, Rodentia, Cricetidae. The record is from RefSeq and is a predicted model, not a curated record.